Messenger RNA from Trichoderma atroviride IMI 206040, 2460 nucleotides. The record is from RefSeq and is a predicted model, not a curated record. Lineage: Eukaryota; Fungi; Ascomycota; Sordariomycetes; Hypocreales; Hypocreaceae.
AUGGGGCUCUCAAACCCGUUGCGACGGUCCCGCGGGACACGGCUGCCGAUGUAUCAGAAUCACAAUUCACUUGCCAAGGAGCGAUAUUCGAAUGAUGGGCUACCACCCCGAAUCGUUCGAUAUGUUGUUUUUACGAUAGUAGGAUUAAUACUUCUCAUGGUUGGUAUGCUGGCACGGGCAAGCCAAGUUGAGAACUGGAAAGUUGCCAAUGGCAAAGUAGGUAGCCGGCCGCAACCUCCUGCCCUGUGGGAAAAGUUUCCACUCCUGCAGAGAUACUACGGCGGUAUACGUACCUUGGUUCCUCUGGAGAAGAAUAAAUCCGAAUAUCCCAAGUCUGGCGACUACACACCAUCAAAUCCAGCUUCAGACGGUAAAGUCGAGAAUCGUGAACAGGAAUUUCCGUCUAGUUACUCUUGGGACAAUUAUACCGGAAGACUUGAGGAGUCUGAUAUUAAAGAGUGUUUUCUGGACGCUGCUGGCAAAAUUCGCCCACCACCGAUUCGCUACUACAAUGGCCGCCCAAGUGGUUUUCCCCAGCAUAUCACUGGUUCUUAUGAAGUGUUGAACCUGCCGGAGGAUGUUUGCUUUGAGCGAUACGGCAAGUUUGGGCCUUAUGGGUUUGGAUACUCUAUUCGUACCGGUGGCCUAGGCACGGGGGAGCAUGGCGAGAAUCAGGGCGCUGAGUCAGUCUGGGGAUCUGGUUCUCGUGUAGACUACCGCAAGCUCGACUGGGCGGACAUUCAACGGCGCUGUUUCCAGGCCAAUGCUGGCCGAUACAAAGCGUUGCCAGCGAAAACACCAUCUCCAAAUGGCUUCUUUGUCGGUAGCCCUGAAACAGCAAAGGUCCAGUCGCGUGAUUCUCAGCCAAAGGAGAGUGACAAAGCAAAGGCUAAAGGAGAUGCUUCUGCAGAAAAAACCAGCACUGGAGUGGUAAAGCAAUCACGAACUGCCAUCGUAGUUAGAUGCUGGGACGAAUUCCUAUUCCGAGAGGAUGACUUUGCGAAUCUUCGGUCAAUGAUUUCGGAGCUUUCACUAGCCUCUGGAGGUCGUUAUGACGUCCACCUGCUUGUCCAAGUGAAGAAUGAUGCUCGAUACCCCGUGUGGGCCGAUCACGAAAUCUACGAGCAAAGGAUUCGCGAUGCAAUCCCCAAAGAAUUUCAGGGACUGGUCACCCUUUGGACUGAAACGCAGAUGCUGUCCCUGUAUCAAGGCAUCUACGACCUUUACAGCCGCGGCCCAGAGCUUCCAGUUCACGGAGUCUAUCGUGGACUCACCAUGGCUAUGCAACACUUUGCGUAUAUGCAUCCCGAGUACGACUACUUUUGGCAGUGGGAAAUGGACAUUCGCUAUACGGGACACUACUAUGACUUGCUCUCAAAGAUCGAAAAUUGGGCCAAAGCCCAGCCUAGAAAGGGCCUUUGGGAACGAAACUCGCGAUACUACUUCCCCAGUGUUCAUGGCACCUGGGAAGACUUUUCACACAUGGCUCGAGUGCAAAGCGAGAUGGGAGCUGUAGGAUCCGACAACGUAUGGAAGAAUAUGCCGGGCGUUGAUGGCCAACCCCCAGAAGCCGCCACGCAAAAGAAGAUUAAGACUGUUUGGGGCCCAAUCCGCCCUGCCGAUGAAAAGGACUGGUUCGAGGGUGAAAAGGACCCCAGGCCGCCAACUACGUACGACGCCGAUCACAACCAAUGGGGCGUGGAUGAAGAGGCGGAUUUGAUUACUCUGAAUCCCAUCUUUGAUCCGGAAGGUACUACUUGGGGUCUGAAGGAUGAUAUUACGGGUUACAACCGCUCACUUCCUUUACCUCCUCGACGAGCCAGCAUCAUCACCACAUCUCGAAUGUCAAGACGCCUCCUCGUGACCAUGCACAAAAUGACUGCGCACAAGAAGCAGUUUGCAUUUCCCGAGAUGUGGCCCUCCACAGUUGCCCUCCAGCAUGGAUACAAAGCGGUCUAUGCUCCCCACCCUAUGUAUGUGGACCGUGAAUGGCCAGUUGAUUAUAUGGCCCAGACAUAUAAUGGUGGUCGCGAUGGAGCCACAGGCGGUUCCCGGACAAGUCUCUAUGGCGAGCGCGAGCACAACUUGAAGGGCCUAACUUGGUUUUACAACUCUGGUUUUGGACCCAACCUGUACAGGCGCUGGCUGGGCUUGAAGGUCAAUAACGAUGGCGGAGAAGAAUAUGAGAAGACGGCAGACCAGAGUGGAACUGGUUCUGAAGCAGGCAGAGGAGAGGGCCGCAUGUGCCUUCCGCCUAUGCUCCUCCACCCCGUCAAGGGGGUAGAAAUUCCCGUCGAGGCACCGCCGCCAGAAGAGCUGCCUCUAGAGGUUGAAAUGCCCGAGUCCGAUCCUACUGCAUAAGUAUUCUGAGCGAGCCGACCUUUUUAAUUUUGGAUCAUUUGUCUAAGCGAGGCACGGCUGGCUAUGCGGGCUUAUUUCCUUUUUCCCCUCUUUUUUUAU